AUGAUGGAUAUGAAAAAAGAAAAAGACCUUGAGGGUCUCGAUGAUAUCCAUAGUAGUCCCGUUCACAACCACGAUGAUGUGUUUGGAGAAAUCACCGAAUCAGGACCCAACUACCGAAAUGUAGGAUGGGCAGGAACAGUGAUCCUCAUGAUGAAGAGUCAAAUCGGCCUCGGUGUCCUUUCUAUCCCAAGCGCUUUUGAUACAUUAGGCCUCAUUCCGGGCAUCAUCUGCCUCCUGGUUGUCGCCAUCAUUACAACAUGGUCCGACUACAUGGUCGGCGUGUUCAAGCUCAACCAUCGUUCAGUCUAUGGAAUCGACGAUGCAGGUUUCUUGAUGUUUGGUGCGAUCGGUCGUGAGGUUUUCGGCUUUGUAUUCUGCUUAUAUUGGAUUUUCGUCGCCGGCUCAGGAAUGCUCGGUCUGUCAAUCGCCCUCAAUGCCGUCUCAACCCAUGCCACAUGCACAGCCGCCUAUGUUGCUGUUGCAGCCGUCUCGGGAAUUGCCUUCGCCAGUAUUCGAACACUGGGAAAAAUCAGUUGGCUAGCAUGGAUUGGACUGAUUUGUAUUCUCAUUGCGAUCUUCAUCGUCACCAUUGCUGUCGGCGUUCAGGACCGCCCGGUCUUGGCCCCUCAAGAGGGAAUCUGGGUAUCCGACUACAAGAUCGUUGCCAAUCCCACUUUCAGCGAAGCUAUUACCGCUGUGGCCUCGAUGGUCUUCGCCUACGCCGGUACACCGGCUUUCUUCUCCAUCGUAUCGGAGAUGCGCGACCCGAAAUACUAUACUCGCUCGUUGGUCAUCUGCCAGGGCACUGUGACCGCUGUUUACAUCACCAUCGGUGUUGUCGUCUACUACUUCUGCGGUUCUUAUGUUGCCUCGCCUGCUCUUGGUUCCGCUGGUGUCACUAUGAAGAAGAUCAGUUAUGGCUUUGCCAUUCCGGGCCUUCUGGUCACUGUGAUGCUAUUUGUUCAUUUACCCGCGAAAUUCAUCUUCGUCCGCGCGCUCAGAGGCUCCAAGCACCUCACCUCCAACAGCAUGGUGCACUGGAGCUCAUGGAUCGGCUGCACCGCCGGAGUCGGUCUUAUUUCCUACAUCAUCGCGAGCGCCAUUCCCGUCUUUGACAGUCUCGUCUCGCUUAUUGGUGCUUUGCUCGGCACAUUCAUGUGUUUCCAGCCCAUGGGCUGCAUGUGGCUGUACGAUAACUGGGGCAAGGGGAAGAUCAACCGAUCCCCGAGGUGGAUGGCUAUGGUUUGCUGGAGUGUUUUCGUCGUUGUUAUUGGUACCUUCAUGAUGGUCGCGGGAACAUAUGGGUCUGUCGUGAGCAUUAUGGAGAGCUAUAAGGCGAACGGCGGUUCAGCUGCUUGGUCCUGUGCGGACAAUUCAAAUUCUGUAUAG
Messenger RNA from Penicillium mononematosum, 1389 nucleotides. RefSeq lists its product as uncharacterized. The transcript has 5 exons. Gene Ontology annotation, cellular component: vacuolar membrane. NCBI's taxonomy places the organism in Eukaryota, Fungi, Ascomycota, Eurotiomycetes, Eurotiales, Aspergillaceae. The record is from RefSeq and is a predicted model, not a curated record. Gene Ontology annotation, molecular function: amino acid transmembrane transporter activity. The coding region runs from base 1 to 1389 and encodes 462 amino acids. Gene Ontology annotation, biological process: amino acid transmembrane transport.